This is a messenger RNA of Macadamia integrifolia, 823 nucleotides long. RefSeq lists its product as uncharacterized. Bases 262 to 651 code for a protein of 129 amino acids. Lineage: Eukaryota; Viridiplantae; Streptophyta; Magnoliopsida; Proteales; Proteaceae. The record is from RefSeq and is a predicted model, not a curated record. The transcript has 3 exons.
UCACAAAGGAAAAGGGGGCCGCUCUUGCCUCAGCUGGAAGACGAGAAGAACGACGUUGCUCCCUCCGGGAAGCCGAUCUUGCCCUGCUGUUCGCUACUCCCAUUUCUACUCCUGAAGCCCUCUGAAAUCGCUUCUUGGCGAUCGGUUUCAGACGACGAGAAGAAGGUGACGCUCCAACAGUCGACCCAGAUAUUUCAGGUCAGAGCUAGGACUUGACCAGAAUACUAUCUAUAAAUGUGAGGAAAAGAGGUGUAAAAGGUAAUGGCAAGCAAAGCAGGAAAAUCCAUAGUGAAAGCGAUUGAGGCGUAUCAGUACCCAUGGCAGGAAAAGUUGGCCAAGUACAAAGUUGAGCUCUCAAAAGGAGUUUGGGGACAUUGGUACUUAGGGGCAUGGAAGCCAUCGGGCAUUAGUGCUCGCCAUCGGGCACGCCUCCGCAAGGAGGUCCUCCUUGCAGGUGAGGAUUGGCCAUAUGAUCCAGAGAGGAAAGAGAUGAGGACCAAGAGGAAAGGGCACAAGUGCGACAGAAUAUCUGCAGAGAAAAGGGCAAAUACUGUUGAAUUGAUGAAGAAAAUGCCAGAAAUGUUACUGGAUUACAAGAAGCGCAGGUGGGAGAAGAAGAUGAAAGAGGAGGAUGCAAAAAAGUUGGACUGACUCUUAAGAAACUCUCUAUCUCUUGCUUGCUGUUACUCUUUUCUGCUCAACUUUCAGUUGUCACAGGUUUUCUAUAUAGAUGAAAGUGAAACAAUGCUUUCUAUGGGAUGGUACUUGAGAUGGUAAGUAAUUUUAGUUUAUGGAAUAAUUGAAGCAAAGGAGAAAAAACCAA